AUGCACGAGGAAAGAGUGGAAAUGUAUCUUGAGGAUGAGCCAAAGCUUUUGCCGGUCAACACCAACACACUGUUACAAAGAUAUGUCGAUAAGCUACAAUCAACCGGAAAUUGUUGCAUGGGGGCUAAUGUCGAAGAUCUCAUGGAAGAAGUCGAACUGCUUGAAAAUUAUCAUCCAUCUAAUGAUAAUUCCCAGUGCUUCAGUCGCAAAAUCUCUCCUCUAAUAGACUUCCUGACCAUUUGCGGACCUGCCGUAGAUAUGGUGAUUCAAUGUCAUCCAACUUCAUCUGCUCUAGUAUGGAGUGCAACGAAAGCCUUGCUGGAGAUUGGACGUACCUCAGUUCGUCAUUAUCAAUUGGUUUCGAGGAUCAUCUUGAAAAUCACCAAUAUCGUAGAUAUUUCUAUCCAUUACGAAGUCAUAUUUGGGAGCGAGCCGCGGGUAUCCAAUGCUCUUACGGACGUGUAUUUCGAAAUCCUUGUUUUCCUGAGAAGUGUUCGCGCGGCUUUUUCCAAAGACACAUUCAAGCUUGUCCGCACAGUAUUGAAAACUCUCGAUGCGGAGUUUUCUAAUCACGUUCGACGGCUUGCACAGGCCACCACAAUAUUAUCCCAGGAAGCUAGGAUUGCAUAUAAACAGUAUGCAGAAUUUUAUGCUGUAAUGCAACCCGAGGCGAGAGAAAAUGGCGCCGUAGAAAUGUCUUUCUCUCCAGAGAACAAGGAUGCAGAUAUUAGGACACAGGUAAUGACUUGGUUGUCCCCAGGCGAAUACUAUGAGAGUUUGUAUCAGGCCUGCGCUAAACGAUCGGCAAAUACAGGCCAAUGGCUCCUAACUGAAGCAAGCCUUCAAAACUGGCUGAAUGGGGUGUCAGACCCGGUACUGUGGUGCUAUGGUUCCCCUGGGUGCGGGAAGACGAUUCUCAGUGCCACAAUUAUUCAGUAUUUACAAGACUAUUACGCAUCCACCCCCACAGUAUUCUUUCACUGUAGCUCAACAGACAAAUUGAAACAAUCCCAGGAAAGCAUAUAUAUCAGUCUUUUGGGUCAAAUCAUAGCACAGACGACCAAUAUUCCACAGGCACUAAUAUCUGCAUAUUUCUUCGCCGAACGAUAUGGAAGAUGUCGCAUCUCCGUCGCCGACAGGAUUCCGGAACUGCUUGCAGAAGUCCUUCGUGAAUUACCAGCGCUGAAUAUCAUCAUAGAUGGCAUCGACGAAUGUGAAUCCGAAGAUAUGUUGGGUAUCUUGCGGUUACUCAAUGGCAUUUCCCGAGAUAGCAAUUCUAUACGUCUAUUAUUCUUUUCGCGGGAUAUCCUGCCCGUACGCAAAGAAUUGGGAAUGCUGCCAUCGAUCCACAUCAACACGACUGCUGUUCAGUCAGACAUCGAUCGGUAUCUAAGAGAGGCCAUCGAGACCCUUCCUUGUACGGAAUCUCAUUUGAAACAGUAUGUCUAUAAUAUACUAUCCCAAAAAGCAGCGGGUAUGUUCUUGUUCGCACGACUUGGUAUGGAAACACUGCAAGCAACAUUUAGUACCCAGGAUAUGCUAGCUUCAUUGGACAGGCUUCCAACAGGACUUUACAAUGUAUACGGACAAAUUCUGGAACGUUUAGCAUCCAAUUCAUUUACAGGUCAAUCUUUGGCACGACGAACAUUCAGUUGGGUGUGUAGAGCUUCCAGACCACUCAACUGGCUUGAGUUGCAAUGCGCAUUAUCGUGGGACGAAGAAAGAAUGAUCUUUGACGGAAAUGCUGCACCUUCUAAGGACUCGGUACUAGAAGUGUGUUGUCCCUUGGUCGAGUAUAGACCUGAAUCAGACACAUUCCAUCUUGGCCAUUUAUCAGUCUACGAAUAUCUUCACGAUCACUCCAACUUUGUUUUGUUGUCAUCUCAAGCAGCCGGCUUUCUUCUCGAGGAGAAAUACUCACACCUUGGACUCGCCCAAGCGACGUUAACAUACCUAAGUAAAUCGGGAAUCGCCGAAUCGAUAAUCUUGAACUCGCAGCAGUAUCCUUUAGCAAAAUAUGCCACGGAAAAUUGGUGCUACCAUCUCUCAUUAUCUGUCUACGAUGUUAAGCUGCAUCGCCAAUAUGAGAAAUUUGUUGCAUCGGAAACUCGACGAUCGGCUUGGAUCACAAGAUCAUUAUUAUCAGAGGAUCUACCAUUUCCCAUGCAUCGAAUAGCCAAACUCCAAAGACUUGUUCAGACCUGGACAAAUCAAUCCGGUCCCCCUGGAAAACAAACCGCCGAAGACUUGAUGGAUAUUCAAAAAGCUUUGUUUCGUCUAGACGACUUUAUACAAUCACAACGUCGAGGAGGACCGGGGAAUAUCAAUAUUAUCUCUAAUUUCGAAAGAUCAAUGAUUAUUCGAGAUCUUGCUAGGUUAUAUACUAUGAGUGGCCAAAUAGAUAUGGGAGUACGUGUUUUUGAGGAAGAGAUCACAAAGACUGGAGGUACCAAUUCAGGAAAAGCGUCAAAGACAUGGCUACUAAAUAGUCUUGGAAUUCUUUACGACCAGCAAGGUCGCUUUCGACUUGCGGAAGCUGUACAACGUCAAGCACUAGCUGUACAACAUCGUUUCCUCCCCCACAACCACCUCGACAUAAUAAUAACCAUUAAUGAACUCGGACGCGUCUGCCGACACCUCCAAAAACACCCCGAAGCAGAAUCCCUACAUCUGCGCGCCCUCCGUACCCUAGACCCUCUCUUCCCCCCCACCGACCACCACAUAACCUGGACCCAAAACGCCCUCGCACGCUGCUACCGCUCUCCCUCCCGCUCUCCACCUCUCCCCCUCGAAGCCCUCGCCCUCCACACCUGCGCCUACAAUUCCAUGGUCUCCACGCUAGGGCCCCUACAUCCACAUGCUAUCUGGACGCUUUCCGAUACAGCACGCUGUCUCAACCAAUUAGGGAGAAUAGACGAGGCGUUUGAAGUCAGGAAAUUGGUGCUACAGCAGAGAAUGCAGGUUAAUGGGGAUAUGCAUGCGGAUACGUUGUGGGCGAUGAAUUCGUUGGGACUGUGUUUUGAGGGGAGAGGAGAGUUGCUGGAGGCGGGGAGGUGGCAUGGUAGGGCGUAUGAGGGGCAGGUGCAGAUUUUUGGGGUGGAGCAUGCGCAUGUGAAGUGGAGCUUGGGGGCUUUGGGGAGAACGGGGGGAUUGUGUUAG
This is a messenger RNA of Sclerotinia borealis F-4128, 3159 nucleotides long. Lineage: Eukaryota; Fungi; Ascomycota; Leotiomycetes; Helotiales; Sclerotiniaceae. The record is from the annotation of a GenBank genome assembly.